AUCGGCUUAUCGGCGUUGGCUGUGAAAAGUGUCAUUUGACAUAUUUGGCAUAUUCAUAAUGUGGAAACUUCUUCUAUUUACCAUUUUGGCAAUAAAUCAUUGCAAUGCUGUGCUGGAGGCCGAUGCCAAUACUCUGGUGUUGCUGGACAACUUGGCUAUCCGCGAGACACAUUCAAUUUUCUUCAAAUCAUUGCAAGAUCGCGGAUUUAAGCUGACAUACAAGCUUGCUGAUGACUCGGGUCUAUUGUUGUCACGCUAUGGCGAAUACUUGUACAAGAAUCUAAUCAUAUUUGCGCCCAGUGUGGAGGAAUUUGGCGGCGAUAUCAGCGUGGAGCGUCUGGCCCAAUUCGUUGAUGAUGGCGGCAAUGUACUGGUCGCUGGAAGUGAAAGAUCCGGCGAUGCACUCCGUGAAUUCGCCUCCGAGUGCGGCUUCGAACUGGACGAGGACAAUGCGGCGGUGAUUGAUCAUCUGCACUACGAUGUCAGCGAUGCCGGCAUGCAUACAAGCAUAUUGACAUCCGCAAAGAAUCUAAUCAAGGCGGAGAGCGUUGUGGGCAAACACAAUCGGCAAGCGGAUGCGGCACCAUUGCUCUAUCGCGGCACCGGCAUCAUAGCCGACAAGGAGAAUCCAUUGGUGCUGCAGGUGCUGACGGCAGAGAAUAGCGCCUACAGCUACAAUCCCGAGACGAGUGUCAAGGAUUAUCCGCACGCCGUUGGCCGCAACACGUUGCUAAUUGCCGCCCUGCAGGCCCGCAAUAAUGCACGAGUCGUUUUCUCCGGGUCGCUGCAAUUCUUCGCCGAUGAGACAUUCACGAUGGCCGUGCAGUAUGCCCAGAGCGGUGUUUUCCACAAGGUGGCGGGCAAUCGUGCCGUCGCCGAGUCCAUCGGCCAGUGGGUGUUCGGGGAGAGUGGCCGACUGCGUGUCUCGGCCGUCCAUCACAAUAAGGUGGGGGAACGUGAUCCGCCUGAGCAGGCAUACACCAUCACCGAUCCUGUUGUCUAUACGAUUGCCAUCGAGGAGCUCGUCCAGGGCGAAUGGCAGCCAUUCAAGGCUGACGAUAUACAAUUGGAAUUUGUGCGUAUCGAUCCGUUUGUGCGGACAUUCCUCAAACAGACGGCCGGCGGCAGUUACGAGGCCCGCUUCAAGAUACCCGAUGUCUAUGGCGUCUAUCAAUUCAAGGUGGACUACGAUCGGGUCGGAUUUACGCAUUUGUACAAUACGACCCAGGUGUCGGUGCGCCCGCUGGAGCACACGCAAUAUGAACGCUUCAUACCUAGCGCUUUCCCCUAUUAUACUAGUGCCUUCUCCAUGAUGAUCGGCGUCUUUGUGUUCUCGUUUGUCUUCCUGCACUUUAAGGAAGAAGCUACCGGCAAGUCAGCCGGCAAAGAUGACAAGAAGACCCAAUAGACAUUAAUUCGGUAUCCAUAUGAACAAAAAACAUGAUUUGUGGUUCAGAUUUCAUAUUUAAAUAUCACACAAAAGUAAAUUCAAUAAAUAAAAAUGUUUGUGGGCGUUCCCACCCAAUUAACGAA
Molecule: messenger RNA, 1533 nt
Organism: Drosophila grimshawi
Lineage: Eukaryota; Metazoa; Arthropoda; Insecta; Diptera; Drosophilidae
Gene: Ost48
Product: dolichyl-diphosphooligosaccharide--protein glycosyltransferase 48 kDa subunit
Exons: 2
Coding region: 59-1408 (449 amino acids)
Cellular component (GO): oligosaccharyltransferase complex; endoplasmic reticulum membrane
Source: RefSeq, a predicted model, not a curated record